Rubroshorea leprosula is the source of this 1634-nucleotide messenger RNA. Lineage: Eukaryota; Viridiplantae; Streptophyta; Magnoliopsida; Malvales; Dipterocarpaceae. The record is from the annotation of a GenBank genome assembly.
AAUAGACCAAAAAAUAAAAAAACGGAAUAAACGGUCGCUUUCCCCAAAAGAAGGAAGUGAGACACAGCCGGAGAGAGAUGAAUUUUGCCUACAAAUCUAUGAGUCCCUAUCCUUUCUAACGCGUUGCCUGACCAAAGCCAAGAAAGCUUCAACAGCUCCCACAACAAACCAACAAACAACAGUUUUGAGUUGAGAACUACUGCUUGAAUUUUGAAUUUGGUGCUUCAUUUUUGUGAGCAUAAGGCUUAAACUAAAUGAUUUGGGGGAUUUGGAGUGAUUCAUUGCAAAGAGGCAUGGGUUGCAACUGUUUUGGUGCUUCAACUAUUGGCCGGAAGAAACGGAGCACUCUGCAGCAUCAAAAUGGAAUUGAUGAGGAAAUACUUGGGAGCAUCAACGUUUUCUCCUACAAAGAAUUGAGCUCUGCUACAGAUGAUUUUCACUUAAGCAAAAAGAUAGGGCGAGGAGGUUUUGGAAUUGUUUACAAGGGAAUUCUGGAAAACGGAACUAAAGUUGCUGUGAAGAAACUUUCUACUGAGUCAAAGCAGGGACUUCGUGAAUUUUUGACAGAGAUCAAAACUAUAUCAAAUGUAAAGCAUCCGAAUCUGGUUGAAUUGAUUGGCUGCUGUGUAGAGGGGGCUCACCGGAUAUUGGUAUAUGAAUAUGUAGAAAAUAAAAGUCUUGAUCAAGCAUUGUUAGUUAAGAGGAGUGCAGAUAUCAACCUGGACUGGGGCAAAAGAUCAGCAAUUUGCAGGGGUGUUGCUAGUGGUCUUGCAUUCCUUCAUGAAGAAGUUGUGCCACAUAUUGUACAUAGAGACAUCAAAGCCGGUAACAUACUUCUUGAUAAAGAGUUUAACCCAAAAAUUGGAGAUUUUGGGUUGGCUAAACUCUUCCCUGAUAACAUCACCCAUAUUAGCACCAGAAUAGCAGGAACAACUGGUUAUUUGGCUCCAGAAUAUGCAUUUGGUGGUCAGUUAACCAUGAAAGCUGAUGUGUACAGUUUCGGUGUCCUUAUACUUGAAAUAAUUAGUGGCAGUAGUAGUUCAAAGGCAAACUGGGGAGGCAAGGAGAAGUCCCUUUUGGAAUGGGCAUGGGAGCUCCAUGAAAAGGGGAAACUUAUGGAGUUAGUGGAUCCAGAUCUUGGAGAAUUUCCAGAGCAAGAAGUUACUAGGUAUAUGAAAGUAGCCUUUUUUUGCACCCAAGCAGUGGCAAGUCGAAGGCCUUUAAUGAGCCAGGUUGUUGGUAUGCUUUCAAAAAAUACUCGGCUGAAUGAAAAGUUACUUUCAGCUCCUGGUUUCUUUCAAAAUGGAGGGUCAUCUUCGAAGAAGUCAUCUACUGAAUCAACUAGCUAUCAGAUGAGUUCCGUUCCUCUCACAAUCACUCGGGUAACCCCUAGAUGAAGGCCAGAGUCUGUUUUUGCUAUUGAGCCUCAACAAUGGUGGAAGGUAUUUUGUUUCAUUCAAUUUAACAAAAAUGAGGAAGUUAACCAAGUUAAAGCUAAAUGUUCUUUUAACUUUUAUUUUUGGCUAAAUGUAUAAAUAGAUUAUACAUUUUUUUUUUGUGUAUACCAGCAAUUAUUUACAGUUAUAUUUUAAUUUCAGUGAUGAAUUUUAAAUUAAGAAAUCUGGUCAGGCUUA